This is a messenger RNA of Podarcis muralis (Common wall lizard), 965 nucleotides long. It is a transcript of the gene U2AF1, whose product is annotated as U2 small nuclear RNA auxiliary factor 1. The record is from RefSeq and is a predicted model, not a curated record. Gene Ontology annotation, cellular component: U2AF complex. Lineage: Eukaryota; Metazoa; Chordata; Lepidosauria; Squamata; Lacertidae. Gene Ontology annotation, molecular function: metal ion binding; RNA binding. Gene Ontology annotation, biological process: mRNA splicing, via spliceosome.
GCCGUUUCCGGCGCGGGGUUGUGACGUCUUAAGCGGGGUGCCGAGGUGUCCGGCGGGCGGCCGGGCAGGGCAGCUUGUGGGAGAUGGCGGAGUAUCUGGCCUCCAUCUUCGGUACCGAGAAAGACAAAGUCAACUGUUCUUUUUACUUCAAAAUCGGAGCAUGCCGUCAUGGAGACCGGUGUUCUCGGUUGCACAAUAAACCAACAUUUAGCCAGACAACUUGAUUUUAAGAAGAACGAUACAAAUACCAUCUUGAUUCAAAACAUCUAUCGUAAUCCCCAAAACAGUGCACAGACGGCUGACGGCUCACACUGUGCUGUGAGCGAUGUUGAAAUGCAGGAACAUUAUGAUGAAUUCUUUGAGGAGGUCUUUACAGAGAUGGAAGAAAAAUAUGGUGAAGUAGAAGAGAUGAAUGUCUGUGAUAAUCUUGGAGAUCAUCUGGUUGGAAAUGUAUAUGUAAAGUUUCGACGUGAAGAAGAUGCAGAAAAGGCAGUGAUUGACCUGAACAACCGCUGGUUUAAUGGGCAGCCGAUACAUGCAGAGCUCUCUCCUGUGACAGAUUUCAGAGAAGCUUGCUGCCGCCAGUAUGAAAUGGGGGAGUGUACACGAGGAGGUUUCUGUAACUUUAUGCAUUUGAAACCCAUUUCUCGAGAAUUGCGACGUGAGCUGUAUGGUCGCCGCCGCAAGAAGCAUAGAUCCAGGUCAAGGUCCCGUGAACGUCGCUCUAGAUCCAGAGAUCGUGGUCGCGGAGGUGGAGGAGGUGGUGGUGGUGGCGGCGGCGGCGGUGGUGGCCGAGAGCGUGAUAGAAGGCGGUCAAGAGAUCGUGAAAGAUCUGGACGAUUCUGAGCCAUGCCAUUUCUACCUUAUCUGUUAGAAAGUGUUGUAGUUGAUUGACCAAACAAGUUCAUAAUGAAAACUUUUUUUAAAAGAUGGGCUUCUGAAUAAAAAUUUGUAGUGAUACAGUU